This is a messenger RNA of Nakaseomyces glabratus, 2586 nucleotides long. It is a transcript of the gene MRD1, whose product is annotated as RNA-binding ribosome biosynthesis protein MRD1. NCBI's taxonomy places the organism in Eukaryota, Fungi, Ascomycota, Saccharomycetes, Saccharomycetales, Saccharomycetaceae. Gene Ontology annotation, cellular component: nucleus; cytoplasm. The record is from RefSeq and is a predicted model, not a curated record. Gene Ontology annotation, molecular function: mRNA binding.
AUGUCCAGAGUUAUUGUGAAAGGUCUGCCUAUAUAUCUGACUGAGCCAGAGCUACAGAAACAUUUCAAUAAGAGGUUGAUUACCACGCAUGCGACGAGUAAUGUCGAUGGUCUGAUCACUGAUUUACGUAUUUUGAAGAACAGGGAAGGUAAGAGUAGAAGAUUUGCGUUUAUUGGUUACAAGAAUGAGCAAGAUGCCCUUGAUGCGGUGAACUACUUUGACGGUUCUUUUAUCUACACUUCGAAGAUUGAGGUUGAUAUGGCCAAGAGUUUUGCUGAUCCAAGGGUUCCGAAGUCAAUGAAGGAGAAGAAGAGAGAAGCCUUGAAGAGGCUGCGGGAGAAAGAAGAGAAGCUUCUUGAAGAAAAGAACAAGAAACUAAAGGUGCAGGACACAAAGAGCAAGAUAAAUAUUGAUGCAGAGAUCGAAAAGGAUAAGCAACUGAAAGAAUUCAUAGAAACCAUGAAGCCAAGUGCACAAACUAGCUCCUGGGAUAAGAUUACAGAGACAGCUGAACCAGAAAGUGGUCUGGCUGAAGAACAAGAACUGGAUGAUGAAGAAUCUUCUAACGUUAAUCCACUACUGAAGCAUGCAUUAUCUAUGAAGAAGGGAGAUGAGAAUGACAGCGAUGAUGAAUAUAUGAGUUUUAACAACGCUGACUCUAAGGCCGGUUCAGACGAGAGUAACGAAGAAGAGAAAAUGAUUAGUUUAUCUGAAUUACCAGUGCAAAAUGAAGAAUCCUCUGCUGAACCAAAGGAGGAUGAUGGUCUUGCCAAAAAUGAAGAAAUAUCAGAUAUGGAUUGGAUAAAACAGCGCAGAGUGCGUAUAAGAGAAAAUGGUGAAAAGGUAGGAGAAGAGUUUGCAACAAAUGUUCAAGAUAAAGAAUCUGAAGAAAACUCUCAAGCCACACCAGCAGAGGAACUUCAAGAAGAAAUUCCAGAUGAAGAACAGGCUAUCGCCAAAAUCCAGAAAACAGGCCGUCUUUUCCUGCGUAACAUUCUAUACUCUUCUACAGAAGACGACUUCAAAAAAUUGUUUAGUCCAUAUGGUGAGCUCAAAGAAGUGCAUGUAGCAGUAGAUACUAGAACUGGUAAUUCAAAGGGGUUUGCGUAUGUUUUAUUUGCAAAGCCUGAAGAAGCUGUCCAAGCUUAUAUCGAGUUGGAUAAACAAAUUUUCCAAGGUAGACUUCUACAUAUAUUAGCCGCAGACGAGAUGAAAGAUCAUCGUCUUGAUGAGUUCGAUCUGAAAAACAUGCCUUUGAAGAAGCAACGUGAACUGAAAAAAAAGGCAGCUGCUUCCAAAGCCACAUUUUCAUGGAACUCCUUGUAUAUGAACCAAGAUGCAGUAUUAGGUAGUGUUGCAGCUAAGCUUGGUGUUCAAAAAGCUGACUUGAUUGACCCAGAAAACUCAAAUUCUGCUGUAAAACAAGCUUUAGCUGAAGCCCAUGUUAUUGGUGAUGUUAGGAAAUACUUUGAAACAAAAGGUGUUGAUCUAACUAAGUUUUCAAAUCUGAAAUCACCUUCUCAACGUGAUGAUCGUGUUAUUCUGGUCAAGAAUUUCCCGUUCGGUACCACUAGAGAAGAACUGGGAGAAUUAUUUGUUCCCUUUGGUAAACUAGAAAGAUUGCUAAUGCCACCAGCUGGGACUAUUGCCAUCGUUCAGUUUAGAGAUAUAGCCUCUGGUCGCUCUGCAUUUUCGAAACUUGCUUUCAAAAGGUUUAAAGGUACAGUAAUAUAUUUAGAAAAAGGUCCUAAGGACUGCUUUACUAAGGCAGCUUCCAACGAGGAUGCAAUGGAACAUGACGAAGAAAAAAGUGCAAAGGAGGCCGGUCCAUCAUCUGCUGAUUUGUUAGAGUCGGUAUCCUCCAAAAAGACCGAAGAUAAGGAAGAUGAAGAUGAACAGGUUGUUGAUGGCCCUACAGUUUCUAUAUUUAUCAAGAAUUUGAACUUUAAAACUACUUCUCAACAGCUUACUGAUCGCUUCAAGGUCUUCAGCGGUUUUGUUGUUGCUCAGGUUAAGACAAAACCAGAUCCUAAACAGAAGAACAAGGUUUUGUCAAUGGGUUUUGGGUUUGUUGAAUUUAGAACCAAGGAACAAGCUACAGCUGUGAUCUCUGCUAUGGAUGGCACAGUUAUUGAUGGUCACAAAAUUCAAUUAAAAUUAUCUCAUAGACAAGGUAAUGCAGGGUCGCAAGAGAAAAAGAAAGCAAAGAAUGGUAAGAUUAUUGUAAAGAACUUGCCAUUUGAGGCAACUAGAAAGGAUGUCUUUGAACUGUUUAAUUCAUUUGGUCAACUAAAGUCUGUUAGAGUUCCAAAGAAGUUCGACAAGUCGGCAAGAGGUUUUGCGUUUGUGGAGUUUGUUUUACCAAAGGAAGCGGAAAAUGCCAUGGAUCAACUGCAAGGUGUCCAUUUAUUGGGUCGUAGACUAGUGAUGCAACCAGCCGAACAAGAAGCGGCUAAUGCUGAAGAAGAGCUGGAGAGAAUGACUAAAAAGGUUAGAAAACAGGCAGCUGUUAGUGAGAUUGCUGCUAUGACUAGAAAUGCUGGUAAAAGAAAGCUAGACAUGGAAGAUGAGGAAGAAGAAUUCUGA